GGAGUGUGUCUGGGCUCGGUGCACAGCUCAUCUCCACUCCUCCUUCCUCAGAAAGCACAGGCGGAGGUGGAAGGGCUGGGCAAGGGGGUUGCCCGGCUCUCGGAGGAGGCCGAGAAGGUCCUGGCCCUGCCUGAGCCCUCCCCGGCCGCCCCCACGCUGCGCUCGGAGCUGGAGCUGACCCUGGUCAAGCUGGAGCAGGUCCGCAGCCUCUCCGCCAUUUACCUGGAGAAGCUCAAGACCAUCAGCCUGGUGAUCCGCAGCACACAGGGGGCCGAGGAGGUGCUGCGGGGCCACGAGGAGCAGCUCAAGGAGGCCCAGGCCGUGCCCUCCACCCUCCCGGAGCUCGAGGCCACCAAGGCUGCGCUCAAGAAGCUGCGGGCCCAGGCGGAGGCGCAGCAGCCCGUGUUCGACGCCCUGCGGGACGAACUGCGGGGGGCGCAGGAGGUGGGGGAGCGGCUGCAGCAGCGGCACGGCGAGCGGGACGUGGAGGUGGAGCGCUGGCGCGAGCGGGUGGCCCAGCUGCUGGAGCGCUGGCAGGCUGUGCUGGCCCAGAACGACCUGCGGCAGCGGGAGCUGGAGCAGCUGGGCCGGCAGCUGCGGUACUACCGGGAGAGCGCCGACCCGCUGGGCGCCUGGCUGCAGGACGCCAAGCAGCGGCAGGAGCAGAUCCAGGCCUUGCCGCUGGCCAACAGCCGGGCCGUGCGGGAGCAGCUGCGGCAGGAGAAGGCGCUGCUGGAGGAAGUUGAGCGCCACGGAGAGAAGGUGGAGGAGUGCCAGAGGUUUGCCAAGCAGUACAUCAACGCCAUCAAGGACUAUGAGCUCCAGCUGAUCACGUACAAGGGGCAGCUGGAGCCGGUGGCCUCUCCGGCCAAGAAGCCCAAGGUCCAGUCAGGGUCUGAGAGCGUCAUCCAGGAGUACGUGGACCUUCGCACGCGCUACAGCGAGCUGACCAUGCUGACGAGCCAGUACAUCAAGUUCCUCAGCGAGACGCUGCGGCGCAUGGAGGAGGAGGAGAGGUUGGCCGAGCAGCAGCGGGCAGAGGAGCGGGAGCGCCUGGCGGAGGUGGAGGCCGCGCUGGAGCAGCAGCGGCAGCUGGCGGAGACACACGCGCAGGCCAAGGCGCAGGCCGAGCGGGAGGCUCAGGAGCUGCAGCGGCGCAUGCAGGAGGAGGUGGUGCGGCGCGAGGAGGCCGCGGUGGACGCGCAGCAGCAGAAGCGCAGCAUCCAGGAGGAGCUGCAGCACCUGCGGCAGAGCUCGGAGGCCGAGAUCCAGGCCAAGGCCCAGCAGGCGGAGGAGGCCGAGCGCAGCCGUGUGCGCAUCGAGGAGGAGAUCCGCGUGGUGCGCCUGCAGCUGGAGACCACGGAGCGCCAGCGCAGCGGGGCCGAGGGCGAGCUCCAGGCCCUGCGGGCGCGGGCGGAGGAGGCCGAGGCGCAGAAGCGACAGGCGCAGGAGGAGGCGGAGCGCUUGCGGCGGCAGGUGCAGGAAGAGACUCAGCGCAAGCGGCAGGCGGAGGCCGAGCUGGCCCUGCGCGUGAAGGCGGAGGCGGAGGCCGCCCGGGAGAAGCAGCGGGCCCUGCAGGCGCUGGAGGAGCUGCGGCUGCAGGCGGAGGAGGCGGAUCGCCGUCUGCGGCAGGCGGAGGUCGAGCGGACCCGCCAGGUACAGGUGGCCCUGGAGACGGCCCAGCGCAGCGCCGCCGCGGAACUGCAGAGCAAGCGCGCCUCCUUCGCGGAGAAGACGGCCCAGCUGGAGCGCACCCUCCAGGAGGAGCACGUCACCGUGACGCAGCUGCGCGAGGAGGCGGAGCGGCACGCCCAGCAGCAGGCCGAGGCGGAGCGCGCCCGGGAGGAGGCCGAGAGGGAGCUGGAGCGCUGGCAGCUGAAGGCCAACGAGGCCCUGCGGCUGCGGCUGCAGGCGGAAGAGGUGGCGCAGCAGAAGAGCCUGGCGCAGGCCGAGGCGGAGAAGCAGAAGGAGGAGGCAGAGCGCGAGGCGCGGCGGCGGGGCAAGGCGGAGGAGCAGGCCGUGCGGCAGCGGGAGCUGGCCGAGCAGGAGCUGGAGAAGCAGCGGCAGCUGGCGGAGGGCACUGCCCAGCAGCGCCUGGCCGCAGAGCAGGAGCUUAUCCGGCUGCGGGCCGAGACCGAGCAGGGGGAGCAGCAGCGGCUGCUGCUGGAGGAGGAGCUGGGGCGGCUGCAGCGCGAGGCGGCCGAGGCCAAGCAGAAGCGCCAGGAGCUGGAGGCAGAGCUGGCCAAGGUGCGCGCAGAGAUGGAGGUGCUGCUGGCCAGUAAGGCCCGCGCCGAGGAGGAGUCGCGCUCCACCAACGAGAAGUCGAAGCAGCGGCUGGAAGCCGAGGCCGGGCGGUUCCGGGAGUUGGCAGAGGAGGCUGCCCGCUUGCGUGCCCUGGCGGAGGAGGCCAAGCGGCAGCGGCAGCUGGCGGAAGAAGACGCUGCGCGGCAGCGGGCGGAGGCGGAGCGGGUGCUCACUGAGAAGCUGGCCACCAUCAGCGAGGCCGCGCGGCUCAAGACAGAGGCCGAGAUCGCGCUGAAGGAGAAGGAGGCGGAAAACGAGCGCCUUCGGCGGCUGGCAGAGGACGAGGCCUUCCACCGGCGGCGGCUGGAGGAGCAGGCGGCCCAGCACAAGGCGGACAUUGAGGAGCGGCUGGCUCAGCUGCGCAAGGCCUCGGAGAGCGAGCUGGAGAGGCAGAAGGGGCUGGUGGAGGACACGCUGCGGCAGCGGCGGCAGGUGGAGGAAGAGAUCCUGGCCCUGAAGGCGAGCUUCGAGCGCGCGGCCGCUGGCAAGGCGGAGCUGGAGCUGGAGCUGGUGCGCAUCCGCAGCAACGCGGAGGACACGCAGCGCAGCAGGGAGCAAGCGGAGCUGGAGGCCACGCGGCAGCGGCAGCUGGCGGCCGAGGAGGAGCAGCGGCGCCGUGAGGCGGAGGAGCGUGUGCAGAAGAGCCUGGCGGCGGAGGAGGAGGCGGCGCGGCAACGUAAAGCGGCCUUGGAGGAAGUGGAGCGGCUCAAGGCCAAGGUGGAGGAGGCGCGGCGCCUGCGCGAGCGCGCGGAGCAGGAGUCGGCGCGUCAGCUGCAGCUGGCCCAGGAGGCGGCACAGAAGCGGCUGCAGGCGGAGGAGAAGGCGCACGUGUUCGCGGUGCAGCAGAAGGAGCAGGAGCUGCAGCAGACGCUGCAGCAGGAGCAGAGUGUGCUGGAGCGGCUGCGCGGCGAGGCAGAGGCCGCCCGGCGGGCCGCGGAAGAGGCCGAGGAGGCGCGGGAGCAGGCCGAGCGGGAAGCAGCGCAGUCCCGCCUGCAGGUGGAGGAGGCGGAGCGGCUGAAGCAGUCGGCGGAGCAAGAGGCGCAGGCCCGGGCGCAGGCACAGGCCUCCGCGGAGAAGCUGCGAAAGGAAGCCGAGCAGGAGGCGAAGCGGCGGGCGCAGGCGGAGCAGGCAGCCCUGCGGCAGAAGCAGGCGGCUGACGCGGAGAUGGAGAAGCACAAGAAGUUCGCGGAGCAGACGCUGCGGCAGAAGGCGCAGGUGGAGCAGGAGCUGACAACGCUGCGGCUGCAGCUGGAGGAGACCGACCACCAGAAGGGCAUCCUGGACGAGGAGCUGCAGCGGCUGAAGGCGGAGGUGACGGAGGCGGCGCGCCAGCGCAGCCAGGUGGAGGAGGAGCUCUUCUCGGUGCGCGUGCAGAUGGAGGAGCUGGGCAAGCUCAAGGCGCGAAUCGAGGCCGAAAACCGCGCGCUCAUCCUGCGCGACAAGGACAACACGCAGCGCUUCCUGGAGGAGGAGGCCGAGAAGAUGAAGCAGGUGGCGGAGGAGGCUGCGCGGCUGAGCGUGGCGGCCCAGGAGGCGGCGCGGCUGCGGCAGCUGGCGGAGGAGGACCUGGCGCAGCAGCGGGCGCUGGCCGAGAAGAUGCUCAAGGAGAAGAUGCAGGCGGUGCAGGAGGCCACGCGGCUCAAGGCUGAGGCCGAGCUGCUGCAGCAGCAGAAGGAGCUGGCGCAGGAGCAGGCCCGGCGCCUGCAGGAGGACAAGGCCCAGAUGGAGCAGCAGCUGGCGCAGGAGACGCAGGGCUUCCAGCGGACCCUGGAGGCCGAGCGGCAGCGGCAGCUGGAGAUGAGCGCCGAGGCCGAGCGCCUGAAGCUGCGCGUGGCCGAGAUGAGCCGGGCGCAGGCCCGCGCGGAGGAGGACGCCCAGCGCUUCCGGAAGCAGGCGGAGGAGAUCGGGGAGAAGCUGCACCGCACGGAGCUCGCCACGCAGGAGAAGGUGACUCUGGUGCAGACGCUGGAGAUCCAGCGGCAGCAGAGCGACCAGGAUGCCGGGCGCCUGCGGGAGGCCAUCGCCGAGCUGGAGCGCGAGAAGGAGAAGCUCAAACAGGAGGCCAGGUUGCUCCAGCUCAAGUCGGAGGAGAUGCAGACGGUGCAGCAGGAGCAGCUGCUGCAGGAGACGCAGGCCCUGCAGCAGACCUUCCUCUCGGAGAAGGACAGCCUGCUGCAGCGGGAGCACCUCAUCGAGCAGGAGAAGGCCAAGCUGGAGCGGCUGUUCCAGGACGAGGUGGCCAAGGCGAAGACGCUGCGGGAGGAGCAGCAGCGGCAGCAGCAGCAGAUGGAGCAGGAGAAGCAGCAGCUGGUGGCCAGCAUGGAGGAGGCCCGGCGGCGGCAGCGCGAGGCCGAGGAGGGCGUGCGGCGCAAGCAGGAGGAGCUGCAGCGCCUGGAGCAGCAGCGGCAGGCGCAGGAGAAGCUGCUGGCCGAGGAGAACCAGAAGCUGCGGGAGCGGCUGCAGCGGCUGGAGGAGGAGCACCGGGCCGCGCUGGCCCACUCCCAGGAGAUCGUGGCCUCGCAGGCCGCCGCGGCCGCCAAGACCCUGCCCAACGGCCGGGAGGCCCCCGAUGGCCCGGAGGCGGAGCCCGAGUUCGCCUUUGACGGGCUGCGGCGGAAGGUGCCGGCCCAGCGGCUGCAGGACGUGGGCGUCCUGCGCCCCGAGGAGCUGCAGCGGCUGGCGCAGGGCCGCACCACGGUGGCUGAGCUGGCUCAGCGGGAGGACGUGCGCCGCUACCUGCAGGGCAACAGCAGCAUCGCGGGCCUGCUGCUGGAGCCCGCCCGCGAGAAGCUGAGCGUGUACGCGGCCCUGCAGAGGCAGCUGCUGAGCCCGGGCACCGCCCUCAUCCUGCUGGAGGCCCAGGCGGCCUCGGGCUUCCUCAUCGACCCCGUGCGCAACCGGCGGCUGACGGUCAACGAGGCCGUGAAGGAGGGCCUGGUGGGCCCCGAGCUGCACCACAAGCUGCUGUCGGCCGAGCGGGCGGUCACCGGCUACAAGGACCCCUACACCGGGGAGCAGAUCUCCCUCUUCCAGGCCAUGAAGAAGGACCUGAUCGUGCGGGACCACGGCAUCCGCCUGCUGGAGGCCCAGAUCGCCACGGGCGGCAUCAUCGACCCCGUGCACAGCCACCGCGUGCCCGUGGAGGUGGCCUACAAGAACGGCUACUUCGACGAGGAGAUGAACCGCGUCCUGGCCGACCCCAGCGACGACACCAAGGGCUUCUUCGACCCCAACACGCACGAGAACCUCACGUACCUGCAGCUGCUGGAGCGCUGCGUGGAGGACCCCGAGACCGGCCUGCGCCUGCUGCCGCUCACCGAUCAGGCGGCCAAGGGCGGCGAGCUGGUCUACACCGACGCGGAGGCCCGGGACGUGUUCAGGAAGGCCACCAUCUCGGCCCCGUUCGGCAGCUUCCAGGGCCGGACGGUGACCAUCUGGGAGAUCAUCAACUCCGAGUACUUCACGGCGGAGCAGCGGCGGGACCUGCUCCGCCAGUUCCGCACGGGCAAGGUCACCGUGGAGAAGAUCAUCAAGAUCGUCAUCACCGUGGUCGAGGAGCACGAGCAGAAGGGACAGCUGUGCUUCGAGGGCCUGCGCGCCCUGGUCCCCGCCGCCGAGCUGCUGGAGAGCAGGGUCAUCAACCGCGACCUCCUCCGCCAGCUGCAGCAGGGCGAGCGCUCGGUGCGCGAGGUGGCGGAGCUGGACGCCGUGCGGCAGGCCCUGCGGGGCAGCGACGUCAUCGCGGGCGUGUGGCUGGAAGAGGCAGGGCAGAAGAUGAGCCUCUACGAGGCCCUGAAGAGGGACCUGCUGCAGCCGGAGGCGGCCGUGGCCCUGCUGGAGGCCCAGGCCGGCACCGGGCACAUCAUCGACCCCGCCACCAGCACCCGGCUGACCGUGGACGAGGCCGUGCGCGCCAGCCUGGUGGGGCCCGAGCUGCACGAGAGGCUGCUGUCGGCCGAGAAGGCCGUGACCGGCUACAAGGACCCCUACUCGGGCCAGAGCGUCUCCCUGUUCCAGGCCCUGAAGAAGGGCCUCAUCCCCAGGGAGCAGGGCCUCCGUCUGCUGGACGCCCAGCUGUCCACGGGCGGCAUCGUGGACCCCAGCAAGAGCCACCGCGUGCCCCUGGACGUGGCCUACACCCGGGGCUUCCUGGACAAGGAGACCCGCAAAGUGCUGAAGGGGCCCAGGGACGAGGCCAAGACCUACGUCGACCCCCGGACGCGGGAGCCGGCCACCUACGGCCAGCUGCAGCAGCAGUGCCGGCCCGACCCGCUGACGGGGCUGAGCCUGCUGCCGCUCUCGGAGAAGGCCGCCCGGGCCCGGCAGGACGAGCUCUACUCCGAGCUCCAGGCCCGCGAGGCCUUCGAGAAGGCCACGGUCGAGGUCCCCGCGGGCAGCUUCCAGGGCCGGACGGUGACGGUCUGGGAGCUCAUCCACUCCGAGUACUUCACGGAGGAGCAGCGGCGGGAGCUGCUGCAGCAGUACCGCACGGGCAAGGUCACCGUGGAGAAGAUCCUCAAGAUCGUCAUCACCAUCGUGGAGGAGGUGGAGACGGUGCGGAGGGAGCGGCUCUCCUUCAGCGGCCUCCGCGCCCCCGUGCUGGCCAGCGAGCUCCUGGCCUCCGGGGUGCUCAGCCAGGCCCAGUUUGAGCAGCUCCAGGAAGGCAAGACGUCGGUCAAGGACCUGUCGGAGGUGGACUCCGUGCGGACGCUCCUCCAGGGCAGCGGCUGCCUCGCCGGCGUCUACCUGGAGGACUCCAAGGAGAAGGUGACCAUCUACGAGGCCAUGCGGCGCGGCCUGCUCAGGCCCAGCACGGCCACGCUCCUGCUCGAGGCCCAGGCGGCCACCGGCUUCCUGGUGGACCCCGUGCGGAACCAGCGGCUGUACGUGCACGAGGCCGUGAAGGCGGGCGUCGUGGGCCCCGAGCUGCACGAGAGGCUGCUGUCGGCCGAGAAGGCCGUGACGGGCUACAAGGACCCCUACUCGGGCAGCACCAUCUCCCUCUUCCAGGCCAUGAAGAAGGGCCUGAUCGUGCGGGAACACGGCAUCCGCCUGCUGGAGGCCCAGAUCGCCACGGGCGGCAUCAUCGACCCCGUGCACAGCCACCGCCUCCCCGUGCACGUGGCCUACCAGCGCGGCUACUUCGACGAGGAGAUGAACCGCGUCCUGGCCGACCCCAGCGACGACACCAAGGGCUUCUUCGACCCCAACACGCACGAGAACCUCACGUACCUGCAGCUGCUGGAGCGCUGCGUGCGCGACCCCGAGACCGGCCUGCGCCUGCUGCCGCUGAAGGGGGCGGAGAAGGCGGAGGUGGUGGAGACCACACAGGUGUACACGGAGGAGGAGACGCGCAAGGCCUUCGAGGAGACGCAGAUUGAAAUCCCGGGCGGCGGCGGCGGCGGCGGCGGCCCCGGCGGCUCCACCAUGUCGCUGUGGGAGGUGAUGCAGUCGGACCUGAUCCCCGAGGAUCAGCGGACCCGGCUGAUGGCCGACUUCCAGGCCGGCCGGGUGACCAAGGAGCGUAUGAUCAUCAUCAUCAUCGAGAUCAUCGAGAAGACGGAGAUCGUCCGCCAGCAGAACCUGGCCUCCUACGACUACGUGCGCCGCCGCCUCACGGCCGAGGACCUGUACGAGGCGCGCAUCAUCUCCCGCGAGGCCUGCCGCCUGCUCCGGGAAGGCACCAAGAGCCUGCGGGAGGUGCUCGAGGCCGAGUCCGCCUGGCGCUUCCUCUACGGCACGGGCUGCGUGGCCGGCGUGUACCUGCCCGGCUCCCAGCAGACGCUCACCGUCUACCAGGCCCUCAAGAAGGGGCUGCUGAGCGCCGAGGUGGCCCGGCUGCUGCUGGAGGCCCAGGCGGCCACGGGCUUCCUGCUGGACCCCGUGAAGGGCGAGCGGCUGACGGUGGACGAGGCCGUGCGGAAGGGGCUGGUGGGCCCCGAGCUGCAUGACCGGCUGCUGUCGGCCGAGCGGGCCGUGACCGGCUACCGUGACCCCUACACGGAGCAGCCCAUCUCGCUCUUCCAGGCCAUGAAGAAGGACCUGAUCCCCGCCGAGGAGGCGCUGCGGCUGCUGGACGCCCAGCUGGCGACGGGCGGCAUCGUGGACCCGCGCCUGGGCUUCCACCUGCCGCUGGAGGUGGCCUACCAGCGCGGCUACCUCAACAAGGACACGCACGACCGGCUGUCGGAGCCCAGCGAGGUGCGCGCCUACCUGGACCCCUCCACGGACGAGCGCCUCAGCUACACGCAGCUGCUCCGGCGCUGCCGCCGCGACGACGGCAGCGGCCAGCUGCUCCUGCCGCUCUCGGACGCCCGCAAGCUGACCUUCCAGGGGCUGCGCAAGCAGAUCACCGUGGAGGAGCUGGUGCGCUCGCGGGUCAUGGACGAGGCCACGGCGCGGCAGCUGCAGGAGGGCCUGGCCUCCGUGGAGGAGGUCACCAAGACCCUGCAGAAGUUCCUCGAGGGCACCAGCUGCAUCGCCGGCGUGCUGGUCGACGCCACCAAGGAGCGGCUGUCCGUGUACCAGGCCAUGAAGAAGGGCAUCAUCCGCCCGGGCACGGCCUUCGAGCUCCUGGAGGCCCAGGCGGCCACCGGCUACGUCAUCGACCCCAUCAAGGGGCUCAAGCUGACCGUGGAGGAGGCCGUGCGCAUGGGCAUCGUGGGCCCCGAGUUCAAGGACAAGCUGCUGUCGGCCGAGCGGGCGGUGACCGGCUACAGGGACCCCUACACCGGGAAGCUCAUCUCCCUCUUCCAGGCCAUGAAGAAGGGCCUCAUCCUGAAGGACCACGGCAUCCGCCUGCUGGAGGCCCAGAUCGCCACGGGCGGCAUCAUCGACCCCGAGGAGAGCCACCGGCUGCCCGUGGAGGUGGCCUACCAGCGCGGCCUCUUCGACGAGGAGAUGAACGAGAUCCUGACCGACCCCUCGGACGACACCAAGGGCUUCUUCGACCCCAACACGGAGGAGAACCUCACGUACCUGCAGCUGAUGGAGCGCUGCGUCCCCGACCCGCAGACCGGCCUGUGCCUCCUGCCGCUGAAGGAGAAGAAGCGGGAGCGGAAGACGUCCUCCAAGUCCUCGGUGCGCAAGCGCCGCGUGGUGAUCGUGGACCCCGAGACGGGCAAGGAGAUGUCGGUGAACGAGGCCUACCGCAAGGGCCUCAUCGACCACCAGACCUACCUGGAGCUGUCGGAGCAGGAGUGCGAGUGGGAGGAGAUCACCAUCUCCUCCUCGGACGGCGUGGUCAAGUCCAUGAUCAUCGACCGCCGCUCCGGCCGCCAGUACGACAUCGACGAGGCCAUCACCAAGAACCUCAUCGACCGCUCCGUGCUGGACCAGUACCGGGCCGGCACGCUCUCCAUCACUGAGUUCGCCGACAUGCUCUCGGGCAACGCCGGCGGCUUCCGCUCCCGCUCGUCCUCCGUGGGGUCCUCCUCUUCCUACCCCAUCAGCCCGGCCGCCUCCCGGACCCAGCUGGCCUCCUGGUCCGACCCCGCCGAGGAGACGGGCCCCGUGGCCGGCAUCCUGGACACGGAGACGCUGGAGAAGGUGUCCAUCACGGAGGCCAUGCACCGCAACCUGGUGGACAACAUCACGGGGCAGCGGCUGCUGGAGGCGCAGGCCUGCACCGGCGGCAUCAUCGACCCCGGCACCGGCGAGCGCUUCCCCGUCGCCGACGCCGUCGGCAAGGGCCUGGUGGACAAGGUCAUGGUGGACCGCAUCAACCUGGCCCAGAAGGCCUUCCACGGCUUCGAGGACCCGCGCACCAAGACCAAGAUGUCGGCCGCCCAGGCCCUGAAGAAGGGCUGGCUGUACUACGAGGCCGGCCAGCGCUUCCUGGAGGUGCAGUACCUGACGGGCGGCCUGAUCGAGCCCGACACGCCCGGCCGCGUGCCCCUCGACGAGGCGCUGCAGCGCGGCACGGUGGACGCCCGCACGGCCCAGAAACUGCGGGACGUGGGCGCCUACGCCAAGUACCUCACCUGCCCCAAGACGAAGCUCAAGAUCUCCUACAAGGACGCGCUGGACCGCAGCAUGGUGGAGGAGGGCACGGGGCUGCGGCUGCUGGAGGCGGCCGCCCAGUCCAGCAAGGGCUACUACAGCCCCUACAGCGUCAGCGGCUCCGGCUCCAGCGGCUCCCGCACCGGCUCCCGCACCGGCUCCCGGGACGCUCCGCCGGGCAGCUCGACGCACGGCUCGGCUUCUCCAUGA
Myotis lucifugus (little brown bat) is the source of this 10515-nucleotide messenger RNA. Its product is annotated as plectin-like. Gene Ontology annotation, molecular function: structural molecule activity; keratin filament binding. Gene Ontology annotation, biological process: intermediate filament bundle assembly; wound healing. Gene Ontology annotation, cellular component: cytoplasm; cell junction; membrane. The record is from RefSeq and is a predicted model, not a curated record. Lineage: Eukaryota; Metazoa; Chordata; Mammalia; Chiroptera; Vespertilionidae.